Didymodactylos carnosus is the source of this 157-nucleotide messenger RNA. The record is from the annotation of a GenBank genome assembly. Lineage: Eukaryota; Metazoa; Rotifera; Eurotatoria; Philodinida; Philodinidae.
AUACGGAGCCUCUGCUUAUGGACAAGAUGUCGCAUACGGAGGUGCCGGAGGUGCCUCAUGGGGAGGUGCCGGAGGUGCUUUUGGAGGUGCCGGAGGUGCUUCAUGGGGAGGAGCCGACUUGGGAGCCCGGGAUUAUUCAUCAAUCAACUACGUAUAG